Messenger RNA from Colletotrichum higginsianum IMI 349063, 1371 nucleotides. Its product is annotated as Flavin-binding monooxygenase. NCBI's taxonomy places the organism in Eukaryota, Fungi, Ascomycota, Sordariomycetes, Glomerellales, Glomerellaceae. Gene Ontology annotation, biological process: DNA-templated transcription; positive regulation of transcription by RNA polymerase II. Gene Ontology annotation, molecular function: DNA-binding transcription factor activity, RNA polymerase II-specific; sequence-specific DNA binding; zinc ion binding. The transcript is spliced from 5 exons. The record is from RefSeq and is a predicted model, not a curated record. The coding region runs from base 1 to 1371 and encodes 456 amino acids.
AUGAGUUCAGCUUCGUCGGGUCGUGAGCCGUCCAACUCUGUUGGAACCCCUGACGUCUCCUCUGAGACGCCGAGAACUCGACCAAUAGCCUGCGUACGAUGCUGGAAACGAAAACAAAAGGUUUCCUCGAGCCCUUCAAGCCCUUUCGAGGGUACGGACUUUGGUGCUUCUCGCCCCGCACCCUAUCACAACUUCCCGCCCAUCGAUUGCUCCCUGCUGAUCGUUGACAGUUACGUCGAGUCCUUGAAAAAGCGCGUCGCCGAACUCAAGCACAAUGUCCAAUCCUCUUCGAGGAAACGAGCCCGCACAGAAAACCACAGGGCCGAGUCGUCGGCAGAUGGACCUUUACUCGCGGAACCGGUCAGCACCCGUGCCCAGGACGCCGUCUCUGUGGUCUCGAGCCACGCCUCUGCCCGGACCGCCACCAGACGGGGCCACGAAGACUCAUCUGUGAGGGCCACUAUGGGCGCCAUCGGCUUCUUGUCACGCAGUGCCAUGGCCGAACCGCGUGGCCAGUCGGACGAAUUGCCUCGGAAGUUUUCUCUCGGUGAGAUCAUCUCCGGGGCACUGGCCAUCGAUGGACGCGAUCCAUCAAAGGCUUCUCCUGCGCCAAAGACACCCACUAUAGAUGGUCACCUAUUGCCGCUCACUCACGAUGCAACCAGUAGCCACUUGCGGCGUUUCUUGGACAGCAUUGUAUUUCUGCCCUAUCUCGAUGAGGCAAGCCUUCUCGAACAGUACGACAUUGUUGUCGCCAAUAACGACCGACCUGACCGUGGUGGGCGCAUCAACCCUCUUCACUUCUUUAACGUUCAUAUGGCUUUGGCUAUUGGUAUUCUGAUGUCCCCCGAUUCCGCCCAUCUGUCGAUGCUCAGCUCUGGGUAUCACGCUGUUGCCGCCAAUCAGGUGCACUCCAUUUUGCGCUCCGAGGUGUCCCUCGAGCAUGUCCACUGCAUGGUCAUGCUUUUACUGUACUCGCUCUUGAGCUCCACGGGAGGCUCGGCUUGGCAUCUUCUUGGCCUCACAGUGAAGACGUGCAUCUCACUUGGUCUGCAUCGAGAACCUGAUGCCCAUGCCGACUUGACCAUGGCUGAGGCGAACAAACGAAGAUGGCUGUUUUGGACUGUGUACUCGCUCGACCGCUCUUUAAGCAUAGCUAUGGACCGUCCUUUCAGCAUCCAAGACGACGACAUUUCAGUCCAGGUACCCCCAGAGGAAGAGGAUGCAGCAGUUCCCGUUCAGCACAUCUCAAGAAAACUUCAUCUGAGCCGAUAUUCUCCAGCAGCUGUCUUGUCGGGCCUUGGUCCGGCUGGUCUCGCCGAUACACCAGGCAGAAGGGGGCAGAGAUAUAUUGCUCUGGAACGCCCAUGA